Acipenser ruthenus (sterlet) is the source of this 3505-nucleotide messenger RNA. Its product is annotated as trichohyalin-like. The transcript is spliced from 2 exons. The record is from RefSeq and is a predicted model, not a curated record. Lineage: Eukaryota; Metazoa; Chordata; Actinopteri; Acipenseriformes; Acipenseridae. The coding region runs from base 3 to 2225 and encodes 740 amino acids. Gene Ontology annotation, cellular component: extracellular region. Gene Ontology annotation, biological process: lipoprotein metabolic process; lipid transport. Gene Ontology annotation, molecular function: lipid binding.
AGAUGGAGGAGAAACAGAAAAGAGAGAUGGAGAGACAGAAGAGAGAGAUGGAGGAGAAACAGAAAAGAGAGAUGGAGAGACAAAAGAGAGAGAUGGAGGAGAAACAGAAAAGAGAGAUGGAGAGACAAAAGAGAGAGAUGGAGGAGAAACAGAAAAGAGAGAUGGAGAGACAGAAGAGAGAGAUGGAGGAGCAACAGAGAAGAGAGACAGAGAGACAGAAGAGAGAGAUGGAGGAGAAACAGAAAAGAGAGAUGGAGAGACAGAAGAAAGAGAUGGAGGAGAAACAGAAAAGAGAGAUGGAGAGACAGAAGAAAGAGAUGGAGGAGGAACAGAAAAGAGAGAUGGAGUUGAGACACAAGAGAGAGAUGGAGGAGAAACAGAAAAAAGAGAUGGAGAGACAGAAGAGAGAGAUGGAGGAGAAACAGAAAAGAGAGAUGGAGUUGAGACACAAGAGAGAGAUGGAGGAGAAACAGAAAAGAGAGAUGAAGAGACAGAAGAAAGAGAUGGAGGAGCAACAGAGAAGAGAGUUGGAGUUGAGACAGAAUAGAGAGAUGGAGGAGAAACAGAAAAGAGAGAUUGAGGAGAAACAGAAAAGAGAGAUGGAGAGACAGAAGAAAGAGAUGGAGGAGCAACAGAAAAGAGAGAUGGAGUUGAGACAGAAUAGAGAGAUGGAGGAGCAACAGAAAAGAGAGAUGGAGUUGAGACACAAGAGAGAGAUGGAGGAGAAACAGAAAAGAGAGAUGGAGAGACAGAAGAGAGAGAUGGAGGAGAAACAGAAAAGAGAGAUGGAGAGACAAAAGAGAGAGAUGGAGGAGAAACAGAAAAGAGAGAUGGAGAGGCAAAAGAGAGAGAUGGAGGAGAAACAGAAAAGAGAGAUGGAGAGACAGAAGAGAGAGAUGGAGGAGAAACAGAAAAGAGAGAUGGAGGAGAAACAGAAAAGAGAGAUGGAGAGACAGAAGAGAGAGAUGGAGGAGCAACAGAAAAGAGAGAUGGAGUUGAGACAGAAGAGAGAGAUGGAGGAGCAACAGAAAAGAGAGAUGGAGAGACACAAGAGAGAGAUGGAGGAGCAACAGAAAAGAGAGAUGGAGAGACACAAGAGAGAGAUGGAGGAGCAACAGAAAAGAGAGAUGGAGUUGAGACACAAGAGGGAGAUGGAGGAGAAACAGAAAAGGGAGAUGGAGGAGAAACAGAAAAGAGAGACAGAGAGACAGAAGAGAGAGAUGGAGGAGAAACUGAUUGAUAUUGAGAAGAGACUGAGUAUGUGGCCCAGAAAGAUGAUCCUGAAAAAAGAGAUGGAGGAGAUACUGAAAAAAGAGACGGAUGAGAAACUGAAAAAAGAGAAGGAGGAGAUACUGAAAAAAAAGAUGGAGGAGAAACUGAAAAAAGAGAUGGAGGAGAUGGUCACUGAAACGGAGGCGAUACUGAUUUUGCUAAAUGAGGAGCUGAAGAGGGAAGAGAUCAGCAAACAAUUCAAGAUCUUAGAGAAGUUUGUCCAGGAGUACCAAAGAGAGCCGCGGAUUGAAGGACUGCUCAGUGAACUCGAGGCAAUUGCUACAGAACUGGACAGAGUCAACAAGAAUGCUGCCAUUGCUAAGACUGUAGGGAGCUCUGCUGGUGUAGUCGGGGGGAUUAUGAGCAUUGCAGGGCUAGCCCUGGCUGUCCCUACUUUUGGAGUCUCCCUUGGAUUGACCUUUGGAGGGUUUGCUACUGGGUUAGCUGGAGGAGUCACUAAUAUUACCACAGCAAUAGUUCAGACUAAGAGUGAUAUAGGUGACAACAAGAGAGUAGAGGAAAUACUUCACAUAAUUAACUCAAAAAUGAAAGCACUUGAUGAUUUGUACGGUGCUGCGCUUCCAGAUAGCGUUAGAGAGAGUACUCUGUCUGCUUUAGACACCAUUAGUUACCUUGGACGUACAGCUUUUAGCAUGAUUGAUGAUGUCACGCCUAUCUUUUUCACUAGUGCAGGCAGACUAGCCGCAGGUGUUUCUGCUGGUGCCCUUGUGUGUGUGGAUGCUGUGAACAUUGGUUUAAAUGUUUCAAAACUUGUAAACGGGAGUAAAAGAGCAGAAGAUAUUCGUACGCUGGUGAAAUGUUUAAAAUCAGGUCUACCAGAACUGAACAUCAUAUGUUUAGACAUAAUCAACAUUUUAAAAAACCCUUUGCUGCCAUUGCUUUUGGAUCCCUCAGUGCUAAUUUGUUUGAAUAUUUAUAUUGAAAUGAUUUGAACCAUUUCAAAGUCAAGUUUCUCACAAAUCUCAAGGAAACAUUGUAAACCUAUAUAUUGCUUUGUUUUUUCGGUCCAAUCUAAACUUUUCAAUUAUAUCAUUUACUUGGGCUACUCAACAGAUUGAAAAAUUGCGGGUUAAAUGAAAAUAAAAUUAAAAAUGAUAUGAAUCUACACAGCUUUAACACUAGACCCGCCAUAGGUAUCAAUCUGACGUUUAGGAAUUUUUGUUUUAAAUUAGUGAAUGCCAUGUGAUUGUCAAAGGUGAAUGGCAAUGAUUAUUGCAUUGAUCAAUUAUGUGAUGUACUGUCAAGCACAGGAUCUGCUUGUCCUUUUUAAAGCAUCUCAAAAACAUAUAUAUAAAACACAAAAGUCAUUCAAUUUUAGAUAUUGCAUUACCAGUUCAGGAGAUAAUUACCUUCAAAAACAGCCGUAGAUGAGGGGCCUGUUCAUGCGAUAUAGACAAGAUCUGGACGAAAAAGCCAAAAUUGGGGCCUGCUUCUCGCAUACUUCAUUUCAUGCAUUCACGCGAUGUGACAAGAGAGAAGCAUGCAAAACAAUAUAGGCUGGGUCCAGUGGACUUUAUUCACACAGCAGCCAUGUUGGACUUGAACAAGAGGCUUGGUGUGCUAGCUACUGUCAUGGCCACUGCAGCCACUGAUAUGUGGAGUAAAUUGAUGAUUUGUGUACCUCCAAUAAAGAAGGAAGAAAUCGAUAACAUAUAAUGAUACGCAAAUUCCUAAAAGCACACAACAAAGGGUACAGCAACUGGAUGGAGGGUUACAUUCAUGAAAAUGAAGGUGAAUUAGCAAGUGUCUUAUCUGGCGAUCGGAAAGUGCAUAUUGUACUGUUGCUGUGCUAACUUAUAUCUCAAAAAAAUGUUUAUCUGUCAAUUUUAGUUCGAGAAUGUUUAAUUUAACUAAUAUGUCCAGUGUUGAUAUUAAGUAUCUGUUUGUGUAUUGUUUCUACGGGUAUUGGUAUUAAUCAUGUGUUUGUACAUUCUUUCUAAAUACAGUUAAGAGGCAGGAGAAUGGAUGCCCUUUCUGCUUCUGUCAUGCAUUUUGUGACAAACUCUUUACUUAUGCAAACACAGUUUGUAUUAUUUUAACAUGCGUUAAUAAAAACUUGUAGAACCGAAUGACAGAAGCUCACUCCCAGGUAUAUUACAGUGUUACCACUUUGCUGUGUAACCUGUUUAAUCAUUUCUUAAAUGUAAAAAUCUGUGCUGUCCUGCAUAUGUAAUAUGACAGAUGUUAAUAAAGCUCAAGUAUACAUUUUGAA